This is a messenger RNA of Octodon degus (degu), 3074 nucleotides long. RefSeq names its product calcium voltage-gated channel auxiliary subunit gamma 4 (gene Cacng4). Bases 84 to 1067 code for a protein of 327 amino acids. Lineage: Eukaryota; Metazoa; Chordata; Mammalia; Rodentia; Octodontidae. The record is from RefSeq and is a predicted model, not a curated record. Gene Ontology annotation, biological process: transmission of nerve impulse; positive regulation of synaptic transmission, glutamatergic; calcium ion transmembrane transport. Gene Ontology annotation, cellular component: voltage-gated calcium channel complex; postsynaptic density membrane; AMPA glutamate receptor complex. Gene Ontology annotation, molecular function: channel regulator activity; voltage-gated calcium channel activity. The transcript has 4 exons.
CCCAGCCCGGGCGCCCCCGGAUCGGCGCGCGGAGGGAGGAGGGCGGGCCGGGCCGGCGGGCGGCGGACUAUGAGGCGCCCACCAUGGUGCGAUGCGACCGCGGGCUGCAGAUGCUGCUGACCACGGCUGGAGCCUUCGCCGCCUUCUCGCUCAUGGCCAUCGCCAUCGGCACCGACUACUGGCUCUACUCCAGCGCGCACAUCUGCAACGGAACCAACCUGACCAUGGACGACGGCCCCCCGCCCCGCCGUGCCCGCGGCGACCUCACCCACUCGGGGCUGUGGAGGGUGUGCUGUAUCGAAGGGAUCUACAAAGGGCACUGCUUCCGGAUCAAUCACUUCCCAGAGGACAAUGAUUACGACCACGACAGCUCAGAGUACCUCCUUCGUAUCGUGCGAGCUUCCAGCGUCUUCCCCAUCCUCAGCACCAUCCUCCUGCUGCUCGGAGGGCUCUGCAUCGGUGCUGGGAGGAUCUACAGCCGCAAGAACAACAUCGUGCUCAGUGCCGGCAUCCUCUUUGUAGCUGCAGGGCUCAGCAACAUCAUAGGCAUCAUCGUCUACAUUUCCAGCAACACAGGCGACCCCAGCGACAAGCGAGAUGAAGACAAGAAGAACCAUUACAACUACGGCUGGUCUUUCUACUUCGGGGCCCUGUCCUUUAUCGUGGCGGAGACAGUGGGCGUCCUGGCUGUGAACAUUUACAUUGAGAAAAAUAAAGAGUUGAGGUUUAAGACCAAACGGGAGUUCCUUAAGGCCUCCUCCUCUUCUCCUUAUGCCAGGAUGCCGAGCUACAGGUACCGGCGACGGCGCUCCAGGUCUAGCUCAAGGUCCACCGAGGCCUCGCCAUCCAGGGACGCGUCCCCCGUGGGCCUGAAGAUCACGGGGGCCAUCCCCAUGGGGGAGCUGUCCAUGUACACACUCUCCAGAGAGCCCCUCAAGGUGACCACAGCCGCCAGCUACAGCCCCGACCAGGAGGCCGGCUUCUUGCAGGUGCACGACUUCUUCCAGCCUGACCUGAAGGAAGGCUUCCAUGUGAGCAUGCUGAACCGGCGGACGACCCCCGUGUGAGCUGCCUGCUUCCUCUUGGCACUGGCCUCCCCUCCGGCAGCACUGUCCGUGUCCCACAGGAGGGCAUGUGGUCCUGACGGCAGACGGACAAUGCACUGAAGCCAGAUGCAGCCCUCCCUGUCUGCACGUGGCACCAUGGGCCGGCUGAGGGUGAAGGAGGCCUGGAGAUGGGAACCUGGGCUGCCUGAGAAGUGGAAGGCUGACUUUGUUCCCCCAACAAAGGUUUCCAAAAUCUCCAGGAAGCCCGGGAGCUUUCCUGAGGCUACACGGGGAACUAAAUUGAGCCAUUACCUCUUGCUGGAAAGAAGUCGUGCCAGAAGAAUGGGAUUUUAGGCCCUUGGCUCCCUGCUGGAUGCCGGCCACCAAAGGGCUCUCUGGGCACGAGGGGCUCUGACAUUGUCAGCUGCUUUUGAACCAGAAGUUCCCGCAUCUUAGAGCUGGAAAUGAGGAUGUUGAACCUCACCCCCUCCUUUCCCCUUUCCACUGCUCUGGCACCCUGGCAGGGGACAGUUGGCAAGGAAUUGUCAUCCUGAAGAGACGCUCUGCAGCCAAAUGGUGCUUCGGCCUUGUGCUAUCCUGGGGCUGGCUUCCCUCCACUUGAGGAGACUGAGGCCCGUGGAGGCACUGCGGGGAGGCUAGGGCUGAUGAUGGCUUUCCUGUCUGCUUCUGGAAGCUUCUGCCUUACUCAGAAUGGGUAGAACACAAUGAACCAGAAGGUCUGGAGGAGUCCACCGUGAGAGGGAAGGGAGCGGUGUGCCUUGGUGUGUCUGUCCCCAAUGGCCUGAAGAGCAGUCCUGGCCCUGGUGGGAACCCAGGGGAAGGUGGAGGCAGACUCCCACGCCCCCAGCUGGCAUCUGGCAACAGAAGCCUGAACCUCUGUGCAAGGAAGGGGACCCCAGGGAAAACGGCAACCAACACCAAAACAGAAGAGGCAGCCUUUUCCGAGGUGGCCAUCAAAUCAACACCAGGGAAGCGAGUUGUACUCAUUUCCUUGUCUUAAAAAGUAGCAGCAACGUGACCAAGUCCUGUCAUUGUGAUUUAGUCUGUCACCACCAGCAAGGACACAGAAGAAGAAGUCUGACCGAAUAGGCCACGCUGGGCUUUUCUUCAUCCCUAGGAGAGAGGACCUCAACGCAUUGUUCAGAGCCAAGCAAGCAGGCACUAUGUUUUGCAGUUUUUCCAGCCAUUUUUCCCUUCUUCUGAAGCAAGCAGAGAACGUGAAAGUGUGUCCCGGUUCUGAGGAACUCUCUGAAACAUGGAACUUACCCUCUUUUCUAUAAAACACGUGCUUUCUAAGGAGAAAUUGUUUCUUACUUUUUGAGACUUCUUAGCCCGUCCUGAACAGUCCUCUGUGACCCCGGUAGGUGUGGCACUUAAACGCAACGAGCAAAUCUUUACCUCAGCCACCUGCUCGUGGAGCCCUGGGCGGCCCCAGCCCGUGCGGCUGACCUCCGUCCUGCCCGCCCGCCUUCCCCACGCAGGAGGGGACCUCUCACGUCGCAUCCCCGCCAAGCGCCCCUGUGUGCCGGUGAGCUGAGAGGCGAGGCGUCCAGGGCCCCUUCGUGCUUGCUCGGAGCCCUUUCCUCCCGGUGGGGUCGACGCUGGAUGGUGGUGUGUCUGAGCACGCGUGACAGCGAGCGCCACGGCAUCGGCGUGUGGCCCGUCCACACCACCCGGCCCCCUCCACACCUGCGCCACCACCCCAUCGUCUUACCAGGCUGGAGAAAGAACCAGCGUCCCGCCAGGCCCCGGGGCUUGUCUUCUCUCUCUUCCCAAGGCGAGGCAGCCCGGCUGCAGCUGCCACACAAGCCACCUCCACCGCUGCCCUAGCAGUCUCUGUGGUUCCAUCAAGAAAGCUGAGCUCCAAUGAAGCCCACCUCUUGCCCUGUCCCAGGCGGAGAACGCAGGGCCCCGCUCUGGGGUCCAAGAAGAGCAGCAAGAAAGGGAAAAGGCAGCCGAGUGGGACAGAGAGCAGGGGCGGCCAGCCUCGGCCGCUGCAGCCUCCAC